GCAAACGGUUUUGUUAAACCCAUUAUUCCCAAUACGCUCUCUUCUCUCAUCCUUCAUCAAUGGCUACUCGCCCAAGAAACCUCCAACUCACCUCCCUCUCCGUCGAUCUCAACAUCUGCAGACCAAAGCUGUCUCACCUCUUCCACCUCAAGCCGAAGCCCUCCGCCAAAUCCCCUUCCCUCCACCACUUCUCCGACUCCGACUCCGAGACCAGAGCCUCCAUCACCUUCCGCGGCUUCGGUAGAAGCGGCGGCGAGAGCGUCGCCAUCGAGAAGGACUCCGACGAUCCGUACCUGGAUUUCCGGCAUUCGAUGGUCCAGAUGAUUCUGGAGAACGAGAUUUACUCGAAGGACGACUUGCGAGGGCUUCUUCGUUGUUUCUUGCAGUUGAAUUCGCCUUCUCACCAUGGAAUUAUAGUUAGGGCUUUCGCUGAGAUUUGGGACUCUGUUUUCUCCGCCAGGUCCCCUGUUUCGCUUCCGAUCUUCCGCUUUUGAAUCCUAGCCGUCCGAUCAAUUUAAGAUCUCGUUUUUUCUUUUUCUUUUUUGUUGAAAAAAAAGCUUUUAUUUUUUUCAACCGUAAAAAUUCUCUUCCACUUUUCUUGUUUCUAUGAGUGUCUCUCCCACUCCUUUAUAUUUAAUUUUACUAUAUUUUCUUUCCAUUUUUUU
Messenger RNA from Cucurbita maxima (winter squash), 665 nucleotides. Its product is annotated as transcription repressor OFP6-like. The transcript has a single exon. The coding region runs from base 60 to 494 and encodes 144 amino acids. NCBI's taxonomy places the organism in Eukaryota, Viridiplantae, Streptophyta, Magnoliopsida, Cucurbitales, Cucurbitaceae. The record is from RefSeq and is a predicted model, not a curated record. Gene Ontology annotation, biological process: negative regulation of DNA-templated transcription.